This is a messenger RNA of Cyphomyrmex costatus, 403 nucleotides long. RefSeq names its product corazonin (gene Crz). Gene Ontology annotation, molecular function: corazonin receptor binding. Gene Ontology annotation, biological process: positive regulation of heart contraction. The record is from RefSeq and is a predicted model, not a curated record. The coding region runs from base 1 to 327 and encodes 108 amino acids. The transcript has 2 exons. NCBI's taxonomy places the organism in Eukaryota, Metazoa, Arthropoda, Insecta, Hymenoptera, Formicidae.
AUGGUCACGAAAUGUGUAUUCGUCGUUUUCGUCCUGUCGUUGACCAUAAGUACCGUUCUUUGCCAAACUUUCCAAUACAGUCGUGGAUGGACCAACGGCAAGAGAUCCGAGUUCCCAAACUCGUUGGGUGUCUCCAAUCCAGGGGACGAACAUUUCACCAACGGCGAAUUCAAGAAACUGAAGAUGCUGGUGUAUGGGAAUAUUGAUGAACAACCGCUGUUGAUGCAUUGCGACUUUGUGGACAAUGGAAAAUUGAGGAAAUUCGGUCACAUGGAUAAUUAUGUUUCUCAGUUGCGGGAAAAGGGACCGAAUGAUGGCAAUUACUGAAACGGACACUGGGAAUGGUAGUCGUCACACGAUAAUCAUAAUUGCUUCAAUAAAAUACUCAGAUACGUAAUUUUAG